This is a messenger RNA of Porites evermanni, 5025 nucleotides long. The record is from the annotation of a GenBank genome assembly. NCBI's taxonomy places the organism in Eukaryota, Metazoa, Cnidaria, Anthozoa, Scleractinia, Poritidae.
UUAAGCUUUCAGGAAAGAGCACUUGUCGAGAAGCUACUAGAGAAUUAUCACACAGGUCUCAGGCCUAUCAUCUCUAAUAGCUCCCAGCCAACGACAGUUAAUCUUAGUCUCAGACUGGUGCAGAUAUUUGAAAUGGUGAGUAAGAUAGAUCAUAGGUACUCAAUGUGUGCUCAGUUGAGAUCUGAGAAAACUAAACUUUUACCUUUAGGCAAUGAAAAUCCAAGCAGUGUCUUGAUACAGCUGGAUUAACGAAAGUUUCUUUUUAUAAAUUUUACAGGAUGUAAAAAAACAGGUUAUCAUCACAAGUGUAUGGCUCAAGCAGGUACGUGCGCGAAGCAGCUGUUAAGACGCUAAGAUCGUCAUCAUCAUCAUCAUCAUUAUUUAGUAAAUCAUCAACAGAUUCGUCUUCAUCUUCGUUUUUUGUCAUAUUUGUAUCUCAUUUUGCCUUCCUUAUAGUUUUUCAUAAAAAUGACAGCCCGUUAGUUCAAAUAAAUGCACUUGUCAAUAUAAAGGCACGAAAUGUGAUCUGAGGAAAGCAUAUAUAGGAGCCCAACAUUCUUGUUGUCAUCAUUAGUAGAGUCAAGAUUUGGGUUAAUCAUAAAUUAUUUUUAAGAAGAGAAAGGCUUGUCUAACCAGAAACAAAUGACUAAGAUUCAGAUGGAACUUAUAAUUCUUGAAAAUAACAGUUCUGAGAAAUUAAACUUACUCGCUAAAUCAUUCUCGAGCAAAGGGCUACAGUAGAAGCCAAAACCUUCAUCUUCACAACAGAUUGGUCUAGAAACUAAACUUUAAAUAUUUCACCAGAAAGAAGGAUUGAACAAUACUUAUAAAGGAAAGUAAAGUUGGUUAAGGAAGUUGUCACUGGGCAAACAUUAUGAUAUUAAGGGUGAAAUAGAACAAAACACUGGUUAACAAGUUGAGAACUAAUCUAGACCUUGUCGUACAUCAUUUUGUUUGUUUUCUAAAGGCCUGGUAUGACCCAGCUUUGCAGUGGAAUAAAUCUGAGUUUGGUUGGAUCGAUGAGGUCAGCUUGUCACCUAGUGACGUUUGGGUACCAGAUACUGUGCUGCUGAACAAGUAUGCUUAUUAUAAAUAAAUAACUUAAUUAAUUAAUUAAUUAAUUAGGACACGUUAAAAGAUAUUUUCUCUCUGUAUAGUUCUGGCCCUGAGGAAGGCUAAUUUUCUUAGCUGAAAUAUUGGCCUAUAAUAAAUCAGCCCUUUGCCUUAGUGCCAGCCCUGCAUUCAGUUUUGUUUUAAUUAAUUAACUAGUUAAUUAAAUUAAUUCAGUAUCACAGACACAUUUGAAAAAGUUGAUGAAAAUUUGAUAAUCUUCUUAACCCUUUCGAGCUUUCAACAAUUUCCUUGCAUUCUAACUCAAAUAACUGAGAUUUACGCACAAAGAGAGGGUCAGUAUUCAAAAAUGAAUGUUUAACGAAAAAACCGUCAGGGAUGCGUGAAACUUGUACUUCAGUAGCUGAUGAGCUGAUAUGCGGUAAAGAAAUAUCAAACAGUGUCAAAAACAAACGUUUCGGGUUUAUGAUCCUUCUUCAGUGAGAGAAAAAAAACCGUUGUACAGUACUACGCAAUACCAGAGACAUGACAAUGAUCGAAGCAUCUGCGUCUGUAUAGGUGGAGAAAUUAGAAUAACUGCUUUUCGUUUUUUUCUAGCGCUGAUACUAGCCACAUGGGUGAACCUGUGGGAAUGAACAACCCACUGUUGAUUACUUCCCAUGGCACAGUCCGCUGGCUGGCGCCUAUUAUCCCCAAGAGUUCCUGCAAACUCAGUGUCCGUUAUUUUCCGUUCGACGAGCAGUUCUGCAGGCUCAAGUUUGCGUCCUGGACUUAUAGCAAUAGCUCUUUGCGUCUUGUGGCAGAAGAAACUGAAAUCCUACAGAACUAUACUGGUAAAUUACACACUGUGAAUAAAGGUUGACUGUUUAAUUCUUAAAACUCCAACAACAUCAUCAUCAUCAUCAUCAUCAUCAUUAUCAUCAUGAGUCGGUAAGAAUCUUAUUUGCGUUAAUCUUCCCGUGCGUACAUCUUCCAAAUCUCACGCUAUGCUUCUGUGGAAAACUGCGCUCAACAACGCUAAAUAUUUUAAACGGUCUAUCUCAACAUUCAACACUGCAUGACACUCUGUUCGAUUGAAUGUUGAGCCGUGUGUGACGAGUCUAAUCAAGGUUUCUCUUUCACAGAAAGCGGCGAAUGGUACCUGGAAAAAGUCUACGAUCUGAAUUCAACAAGCAAAGCAACUCACUUGAGCGAGGAAAGCAAGUCAGCCGUGACAUAUGUGAUUCACAUACGCCGUGAGGUGUUCUAUUACUUCGUCUACCUGAUCACGCCUUGUAUGGUGACGUCAUUUAUGACGUUAAUCCUAUUUACACUACCCCCUGAGAGUGGUGAACGGAUGGUAAUGGGCGUCACAAUUCUGUUAUCACUCGCCGUGUUCUAUUUGUUAGCUUCGACUCACAUUCCCGAGACAUCAGAGGUGGUACCUUUGAUUGGCAGGUAUGGUGACGUCAUUUAUGACGUUAAUCUUAUUCACACUACCCCUUGAUAGUGGUGAACUGAUGGUAAUGGGCGUCACAAUUCUGUUAUCACUCACCGUGUUCUAUUUGUUAGCUUCGACUCAUAUCCCUGAGACGUCAGAAGUCGUACCUUUGAUUGGCAGGUAUGGGAUGAUGGGUGGGCCUGUGGAGAUAAAAAAGAGACUUCUUAACUUAUUAAUUUUUGUUAUUUUUGAAUUAGCGAAAUUCGCCACAGUGAAUCAAUACGGCAGGAUACGGGAUAAAACAGGACUUGCGUCCCAGUUGAUAUUUCCCACUUCAUUACCCAGCCAGCCCGUGAAAGAUUGUCCAAAUAAUUAAUUAUAUAUUACACUAUCAUUAUUAAUAUUUACGACUGUAACUGAAACUUUUUAAAGGGACGACUUUCUGUCCAAAAUGUUCGUGAAAUCUUUCUGACAUUUUUUCUACAACUAUUUGACAACACCAUUUGCUUCCGUAACGCACAAUGAACCAACCAAUCGUCAAGAUCUUUACACAUCUUAUACAUAAAAUAAUUUAUCGUUAACUUUUCAAUGGCACAAGCGUUGAAAAAGUUAAGAAAGUUUGAGAAGUGAUGAAGUACUAUUUUGUAUUUAUCUCACGACAGAUACUACUCGCUGACCAUCAUAGAAAUCGCAUGCGCACUGGGACUGACUUGCUGGGUGCUACGGUUUCAUCACUACAACACAUCAGUCGGGAAAGUACCAAAAUGGGUCAGGGUAUGAGCAACAUAGUCAUAACUUCCCCUAAUUUCAGUGGCGGAUCCAGGGAAGGGGCCCUAGGGGCCCAGUCCCCCCCUUAUUUUUAGACCAAAAUGAGGCUCGAAGGCCCGACCGCCCCUUCCCCCCCAUCUCAGGGUCUGGAUGACCGCCACUCCCCCCCCCCCCCCUCCACUUAUCUGAAGGUCUGGAUCGGCCAUUGAAAAUUUAAUGAGCUUUUAUAAUAUUUACAGAUAUUUACGCCGAUCUUUGAAGUUUGUACACAUGGUCGCACGUAUGUUUUUCUUUAAGGUUUAUAUUCUCGGAUAUGUUGCAAGAAUGGUGCGCUACGAGGUCCCAAAGAAACCUCAAACAGAAAACGAUGGAGUUGGAGAGGAAGGCGAGUCCCACUCUAGUCAUUCUUUCUUUUAUACUACUACAUGAGAAAUUUCUGCAAUUUGAUUGGCUUAGAGCAGUGGUAUUUCAGCUUAAUUUGAAAUACCUACAUGUGAAAAUUUCAAACCUUUUGCGGGUAGUAGUAUAAACAAAUAAUAACAUGAUUUGUACGUGAUAUUUGGCAAAAAUACCAGUCGUGAUAUUUCAAAAUUGUCUCAAAUUUCACUCACCUAACGGCUUGUGAAAUUACAUAUAACAAUUUCGAAAUAUCACUCGUGGUAUUUACCCCAAAUAUCACUAAGAACCAUGCUAUUACCUAUACUAAUUUUCAAUGCAGUACGUUAUAUCAGUUGACGUUUUUGGCAAGUCUAACCGAUGAGACCGCAUAGCUUUUUUGGUAACUUCACCAAAAUUUCACCAACCUCAUCCAAAAACCAACUCUUGGGUCAUAAAAUCCCAAAGUGUAAACGUUUAUGUCGUUCUAUACAAGUCUAGUCUUUGAAAACCGCCAAGUUAUGACCGAAUUACAAAUGAUUUAAAGUUACCCACACAUCCUUGCCGUCUUAACUUAGGCAGGUGGAAUGGCUGAGCUUAGCUGUACAAAUAAAAAAUAUUGCUGGCCUUCAAUUACCCCCGUUGAGUUCGGAUAAUUUGCUGAUUAUGGAUACGAUUGCUGAUAAAAGCAAAAGAAACGAUAUGGACAACAUAGAUUAUAUAAAUCUUCCACGUUGUCUAACCAUUCACAUGUGAUAUGUGACGGAAACCGUAGAUUCAAUAGACUGCGAGCAGUCUCUUAUUUUUCUUUGCAAAGUUACUGCACGAGAAACUCAAGCACGCAAGCGCGCCGCGAGCCGCGAUAAACGAGGGCUCGUCUGACCCUAAUCCCUUAUUGUAACAUAUAACGGCGUGGUUUGCAAUCGCGCUGGCUGAGAUAAAAACUAGACGGAUUUUAAGAGAAAAGGCGGACUGCAAGCCUAUAGAUUCAACAACUGCGCAGUACCGAUUUUACGACCAAUCCAUUGGUGUAAUGCAAAUGAACGAGGUAACAAGGAAAACUUUAAAAUGCAACUUAUUUCAAGUUCUGUUAAAAAAUUUCAGACGAAGGAGAUAACGCUGUAACCAUGAGCGACAGUGACGGCGGCUCCCGCAUUCGUAGACGUCUUCCCAGAGAACCUAGCGGCAUCACCAUGAUGGCAGAAAGGGUGUUGAAGAAACAAGAUGAGGACAGGGUACAAGAAGAAUGGCAGCUUGCUGCACGUGUAAUCAACUGGCUCUUCUUGAUUUGUUAUCUUGUGGCUGUUGUUCUCUCCAUAUUUGGCAUCUUCUUGCAAGUUCCUGGAGUUAUUAUCUCCAGGCCUUCUCCGCCAACUUCGGACGAUGAAUAG